Nezara viridula (southern green stink bug) is the source of this 451-nucleotide messenger RNA. Lineage: Eukaryota; Metazoa; Arthropoda; Insecta; Hemiptera; Pentatomidae. The record is from the annotation of a GenBank genome assembly.
AUGAUUAUCAUGGGAGACUCCAUAAAUUUAUUUAUUUUGGCAGAACAAACAGACAUGCUUUAAACUUAUUUAGAAACAGUGCUGCUGCUGUUCGUAGAUAUCGUGAAAAAUUUCCUAACUGAAGAAUACCAAAUCGUAAAACGUUUGGGGCCAUUGAAAGACGCCUUAUAUAUAAUAGCGCGCUAAAACAUAUACGAGUAAACGCUGGUCGACAAAGAUUUCGACGAACUGCAAACGUUGAUGAACAAAUACACGAUGCUAUUCCUACUACUUGUACCAGAAGAUUAUUACAUCGUUUCGAUGUUUCCUCAUCCAGCGUAUAGCGAACUUUACGCGAACAACAAUUGUAUCCAUUUCAUGUAUCGAGUAGGCAAGAUUUGUUACCACAAGAUUAUAACAAGCGCAGAAAUUUCUCCCAGUGGUUAAUUCGACAAUGCACACGAAAUCCUAA